Metopolophium dirhodum (rose-grain aphid) is the source of this 1594-nucleotide messenger RNA. RefSeq names its product putative riboflavin kinase (gene Rfk). Gene Ontology annotation, cellular component: mitochondrion. Bases 507 to 872 code for a protein of 121 amino acids. Gene Ontology annotation, biological process: riboflavin biosynthetic process; FMN biosynthetic process. Lineage: Eukaryota; Metazoa; Arthropoda; Insecta; Hemiptera; Aphididae. The record is from RefSeq and is a predicted model, not a curated record. The transcript has 4 exons. Gene Ontology annotation, molecular function: riboflavin kinase activity.
AGAUAGUAUUGUGUAAUGUGUACAAAUUGUUAUAAAUUAUAAUUUCGUUUAGAUUGUGCUAGAAUUAUAAUUUAUUAAUUAUUAGCUAUUGCCUAUUGGCCAUCCAUUUAAUCUUAAUUAUCAUUAAUGAGUAUAAAUCAUAGUUAAGGAACUACAUAAAUGUUUAUGUGAACAUCAUAACAUCAUUUAUAUAUAAUUUAUAUAUAUAUGCAUCUAUAAUAGUCGUGAUAUUAUGUAAUAGGUAUUGCAAUUUUAGAUUAUUGACUACUAUGAGUUCAUAUACUCGAUAUAGCUGAUACUAUCUAGUUAUGUAUACUAGUCAACAUAAUUAACUUGGAUAACGCCUAAUUUUAAACAUCAUUAGGUAUGCAAUUUAUUUUUUUUUCAUCAUAUUUUUAUUAUAUGGCAUAAUUUUUUGUGUUUGUUUUUAUAAUAUUUAAUUAAUAAGUUAUAAACAGUGUAAUAAAUCUAAAACAAAAUUAAUUAAUUCGAUUUACUCGCAAGCCAUGAGUCAUACAGAAUCAACAAAAGAAAAUGGAUUACCAUUUUAUGCAAGUGGUCUAGUUGUUAAAGGAUUUGGACGAGGAUCAAAGGAUUUGGGUAUUCCUACUGCUAAUUUUAGUCGUGAUGUAAUAAAAGAUUUACCUGAAAACAUAAGCACUGGAGUAUAUUUUGGAUGGGCACAAGUUGACAAAUCACCAGUUUACAUGAUGGUUAUGAGUAUUGGUUGGAAUCCGUUUUAUCAAAAUAUUGAAAAGUCUAUGGAAAUCCAUAUACUUAAACAAUUUGAUGAAGAUUUUUAUGGAUCUAAUUUAAAAGUUAAGGUUGUUGGUUUUAUUCGACCAGAAUUAAAUUUCAACUCUAUGAACUAGUCAAUACUAUUCAUUCCGACAUUGAUUAUGCAAAACAAAAGUUAGAUGAAAAUGACAAAAAAGAUGUAUUCUUCGACUUAUAAAUUGUAAGGCAAUUUAAAUUUAAAUUUAUUAUUCCAUAUUGUAAUGAGUAUAAGUAUCAUAGGCGUGCGUACGGGGGCAGCAGACUGUGCUAUUGCUGCCCCUGAAUGAAUAGAUUUGUUAGGACCUAACAAAUACAACUGUCCAUGCUGGGCCACCGUAUAAUGUUCAUUAAAAAAUAUGAGCAAAUCUUUUCUGUGUUUAAAUAGGUCUAUCUCAACACAUACCACAGUAUAUUAUUAAGAUUCAUUAAAGAUUUAUAUGACGUAUAAUAUCUAAUAUAAUUUAUCAAAAACUAAAAAUAACUAGGGUUUCCCUUGUUCCAUCAUCACGAUGCAGUAGCCAGUAGGUACAGUAAACACUAGUAUUAAUUUCAUUACCACUUCCCCCUAAGGCCGUUUGUAUGAAAAAAUUGUUCGCUGGACCUGACUUAAAACUCUGCGUGCGCCUUUGAUAAGUAUAUGACAAUUAAAUAUAUUCCUUUAUGUUUUAUAAGGUUGUAUCGUCACUUUAUUUUGUUGAUAUGUAAAAAAAAUACAUCAUUAUUGUUAAAUAAUUUUAUUAGUAACAAGAUUAAAACUAUAUAUUGACUAAACUUGAUUAUUAUUAUUUUAAAUAAAAAUGCACAUUUUAUAAAUAAG